AGUACUGCUGUUGUUUGUUAUGUUUUACAGUAAUGUAAAGAAGCUUGUAGAAUUGCCUGCCUCGCCCUUGGGCUUCCUCAAGAGUUUUUGCAAAAGGGAAGAUAAGACAGAGUACGACGGUCACCAUGAUGAUAUCUCGAGAGGCUCACCUGGACGGAGGUCUUUGCGGGAGCACAAGAACCACGGACUACACGGUAUAAAAGCUCGCUACAGAUCAGAACCAUCUCUUCCCUUCUCACAUGACCACCAGAGCGUGAUAACCGCGGGCACACUACCGGAGAUACUCAUGGCCAGCAUCCAACAUCAACAAGUUCACGUGAGUGCGAGUGAGCCGCACCACAACCCCUCUCCCUGUCUCCCCAACUAGACGUCCUAACUCUAUCUCCGAUACUCCUCCUUCCCCACGAGAGGGUAAAAGAAAAAGGUUGACACACGAAGCAAGUAGUCCGAGUAUCAUCACCAAGCAGAGGAAGAAUUCUCAUGGAGCUAAAGGACGACAUUCCAUCAUCAUUGAACCACCUAAGAUAUGUACUGCCUGGGACGCUAAUAGCCACGAUCGUGCUUCUACCAGAUCAGAAACGUCUAGCCUACACUCUGAACUGAGUGUUGAAUCCUAUGUGGAACUGGACGAGAAGGCGCUAACUAGAAUAAACUACAUUGUAAACGAACUCAUUAUGACGGAGAAAACUUACAUGCAGGAUUUACAGGAUAUUGUUACGGGGUAUAUGGUUCCUAUGGAGCAAUGCAGCGAUCUGUUUGAGCCCGCCGCUGUCAAAGAUAUCUUCAUUAAUAUCAAAACUAUCGGCGAUUUUCACUUGAAUUUUCUGGAAAAGCUGGACGAGUACAAAAAAGAGCUAGACCUAUUGGCCAACUGCUUCUUGACGAAAGAAUCUGAGGAAGGGUUUGCCCUGUACAACGAGUUUUGUAGAAAAGUUCCCAGGUCGUUGGAUUUGAUAUCAGCAAUGUCAAAAGAACCCCAGACUCUACAGUUUAUACAGGAUUGUAAACAGCAACUCAAUCAUUUCUUCCCCUUGUCAGAGUUCCUCCACCGACCAAUUCAGAGGAUACUCAAAUACCCCCUCCUCCUCAGAGACCUUCAAAAGUACACGUUAGGCACAAGAUAUGCAGCCUGCAUAGAGGCGGCUCUGGAUAAGAUAACGGGUGUAGCUAUCCACAUCAACAAAGUAAAACGAGUACAGGAGCUUGAAUCUCACGAAAUACUUGGGUGGACGGGUGAACCACUCUUAGAAUUUGGAGUACUAAAACUAGAGCAAGGGUUCAAAGUUAACGGAACUGAUGGAAGAUACCUAUUUCUGUUCGAGAAGUUACUACUUUUUACCAAACAGAAAGACGGAAAAUACCAAUACAAAGCCCAUCUUUUGCCAUCAGAAAUAGGGAUGACGGAGGGUGAUAAGAAUGAAGUUAAAUUUGAGAUCGAGAAGUUUGAAGCAAAGAAGAGAACGAAAUAUGUAGUUCAGGCGCCAUCAUUAGAUACUAAGGCAACGUGGGUAUACGAGAUAAAAAGAUCAGUCUUAGAAAACCAAGACAAUAUCACUCCUCAAAUGCGAGAGGUUCUGCUGAAGGGAUACCUAGCAUGGACAAAACUAACCAAUUCAAUGAUAUCUUACACAACUCCAAGUACACUAGUUUCGUAUAUCUGCCUGGAUUUGAGCAGAAUGAGGAUGAUGAAAGUGGUCCUCCAACGCCCGACCUUGAUAACUCCAAUCAAAUCACAGUAAUAUCCCCGACCCUCAAGUCCCCGCCUCCCGAGUCUACAUUUACCUACUCGUCCCCCUCACCAGACCGUCAGAUCCACGACGACAGUGGAAUUGAGGAUCCUGCACCUGUCACCAAGAACACUGUGGAUUAUAGUUCACUAGAUGUCAAGGCUAUCAAGGACAGGUGGAAGCAGCAAGAAAAACUAGCAAAUUCCAACACUGCUCCAGUCCGCAACUUCCACCGUCGUAUGUCACCAGCCAUUGCCGCUAAACUGGAGACCUGGCCCGUGCCAGACACCGAUAUGAACCCCUCUGAUAUUAUUAAAAGGAACAGCAAAAUCCUCCCUGACGGCAAUAUAAGCAAAUCUGGGGGCGGAGAGGAAUCGCCCAAACCUUGUCUUGCACGAAUUUCCCAUCUACAGGAGACGAAAGACAAGGCUGGACCGGUAAAGCGAGACAUCAAAUCCCUAAUCGCUCAGGACUUAGCUAAAUCGCAAGCCCGUUACGACAUGUUAUCCCCAGACUCCAACAACCAUCCGGACUGCGAGGGAGCGAACCUGUUCAGCGCUCUGGAUAGCUCCAGACACCAGGUCGUCUCUCCGAAACAGAGUAACGGAAGCAAUGAGGUGUUCUCGCCCACAGAUAACAAGAAGAAUGAGGUGUUCACGCCCACAGAUAACAAGAAGAGUGGUAAUACUAUGAAAACUAACCUCAAUGAUAAAAAAUAUAACAAAAAGUGCAAGGAUCAAGAAGCUUUAGAUUUGUCAGAUAACGAUGAGAUGAUAGUUAGAUUCACGAAAGGAUGCAAUAUCUCUGGAACUAAUACAACCAAGCGCAACAGUUACAUGAUAGAAAAGGAUCUCAAAAAACCAUCCCAAAUUUUUCUCCUCACUCUUCUGAUUCAGAGGCAGCCUCUGACUCCGAAGCAACUGCUGCCAGAGUCGACAAGAUCAAACGAAUGGCGGACAAGCACAAGAAGACGAUCAAGGCAGAAACUGAGCAGGUAUCCCCGAUUGAGAUGGACGCUUCUUUAA
Messenger RNA from Bolinopsis microptera, 2752 nucleotides. Its product is annotated as pleckstrin homology domain-containing family G member 2-like. Gene Ontology annotation, biological process: intracellular signal transduction. The transcript has 19 exons. The record is from RefSeq and is a predicted model, not a curated record. NCBI's taxonomy places the organism in Eukaryota, Metazoa, Ctenophora, Tentaculata, Lobata, Bolinopsidae. Bases 1595 to 2752 code for a protein of 385 amino acids. Gene Ontology annotation, molecular function: small GTPase binding; guanyl-nucleotide exchange factor activity.